Molecule: messenger RNA, 4137 nt
Organism: Corythoichthys intestinalis (scribbled pipefish)
Lineage: Eukaryota; Metazoa; Chordata; Actinopteri; Syngnathiformes; Syngnathidae
Gene: scfd2
Product: sec1 family domain containing 2
Exons: 10
Coding region: 77-2146 (689 amino acids)
Biological process (GO): intracellular protein transport; vesicle-mediated transport
Source: RefSeq, a predicted model, not a curated record
AUCAACGUGUUUGUUUUCUUCCUGGCUGUACUGUGGCUGUCACCCAUUCUGCCGCCGACUAUUUCGUGUGGCCAAAAUGCUCAGUCCGGAGGCGGUGUGGCACUUCCCGGUGCAAAUAUGGGACCAGGUUUUGUCCAAAGUAAACCGGGCGGUGGUCUUCAUGGACGACGCGAGCGCGGAAGUGCUUCACUGGAGCGCGGGGGGUGCCGCCGCGUUGUUCGAGGCUGGAGCCCGAAACGUGAAACAGUUCUCCAGCUUUGAAUCUUGUAAUGAGGACGAGCCCAAAGCAGUGUUCGUGGUGAGCACUUUGUUAAAGGGGCGUACCGUAGACACUCUAAAGGACAUCAUCUCACUCAGCCACCUGCAGUACUGUGUUGUGGUCACAGCUGUGUCCCAUCCGUUGCACCUGCUCGCCAACAAUGUAGCACCAACAGCGGACGUUGAUGGCGCCACGCCCGUCUUUGAGCAGCUGGAGGAUAAGCUUUGCGAGUGGAUGGGCAACAUGAACUAUACGGCCGAGGUCCUGCACAUACCGCUCACCUUUGCCCCCGUGUCCCAGCAGUUGCUUCUGGCGCCUGCUUUUGUCCACCUCUUUCCACUGCUGCCACCUGACUUGUGCACCGUCAAUGCAAAACGGCCAGAUAAGAAGCGCUUCACCAGUCUACUGGAUGUGGACUUGCACGCACUUCCGGCUGAGCUACAGUUGCAGAUCAAGACGCUAGCAGGGGCCGUAAACACCCUUUUUGAGGCCACUGGCACCAGAGAGGAAAGUUUCGCAGUGGGCCCCAUGAGUCGCCUCAUCGCGGGGGAGCUGGCAUCUCAUCCCCAGGCCAAGAACCGCAGGAAGACUGCUCCCAACAAAGCCUCCAUCAUCUUUGUAGACCGCACAAUGGACCUUACUGGGGCAGUCGGUCACCAUGGCGACAACCUAAUAGAGAAGAUUUUGACGGUGCUGAAACCUCUUCCGGGUCAUGUCACGGAUGUGCAAGUUGACAUGCGGGAGCUGACCAACGUGCUGAUCAUUCCUGAUUCGGAGAGCUGCGUGGCACCAGGAUGCCUAGCACAAACACAGUCGCCUGCAGCCCGUUCCCUGUGGGAGGCCAUGCUCACCAGCAAGCACAAAGAAAGUGUGAUGGAGGUCCGACGGCAGCUUGUCGAAGCAGCCAGCAAGGCGAACCUGCCCAUCAAGAUGAGCAUGGGCCGCGUGACCCCCGAGCAGCUGUGCUCUUAUGCGCGGCCGUUCCGAGGUGACGCGAGGGCGCUAGAGAGUCACUGCGGGGUGCUCCAGCUGGGACUGGCCACGGCGCAGACCCUCCGACACCCACUUCUUCCCCGCUGGGACGCCUGCCUGGCCUUUGAGAGGCUACUGCUGCAGGCUCUGGGAGACAGUGACUUCCCCUCAGUGCUGAGUCAGCUGCUGCCCUUGAUGAAGCCCCGCGAAGAUCAGGAUGGCAGCGCCGGCUUCGCGGAGGACGAGUGCGGGCCCGAUGAACUGAUCCUGCUGCUAGUCUUCUUGUACUCGCUGGCGGAUGAGGCUCAGCUAGCACAGCAGGAGGACAAGCUGGAGAAGCUGGAGAGGGAGCUGAUCGGCGCACUCACAUUGGCCAUUAUGAGGGAGACCACACUCAGCCCCUUGCUGCAGAAACUCACAGGGUGCACACAACCUGACGAACUGAGAACGGAUCAGGUCCACUCCACUGUGGAGAGCAUGUUCAAGACCUUCGGCGGGCUGAGUCACCCGCGAGACCACCUCAAGCAACUACGUCGCGUCUACACUGCUAGUGACUGCGUCCACCAGGCUACCUAUCGACCUUUCCUGCGACAGAUUCUGCAGGAAGUCUUCCACCCUGAGCGACCUGAGUGUCCUGACAUCGAGCACAUGUCAGGGGGCCUCACGGACCUCCUAAAGACGGGCAUCAGCAUGUUCAUGAAGGUUAGCCGCCCGCAUCCCAGCGACAACCCACUGCUCUUCCUCUUCCUGGUGGGUGGAGUCACACCCUCAGAGCUCCGCCUCAUCAAGGAGACCACCGCCUCCUUGAAACCCGGAACUCAGGUUCUGGUUCUGUCUAGCCGGCUGCUGAGGCCCACCGACGUUCCCGAGCUGCUCUUCGCCACCCAAAGAUUAACACCAGACAUCGGUGUGUGAGACCGCUGAGAGUAAGUACUUUCAGUGGGCACUCAGGUCAUCAAAGAUACUUGAGUAAAAAAAAGACACUUGUAAAAGCAGAAGUACAGAAACCUUCGAUAUUGGACUGUAAAUGAAGUACAAAUAUUAUGGGAUUUAAUCAUAUCUGUUCUUAAUAAAACAUGCGAACUGUUUGCGCCAAAAACACUUCUGAGACCUCAUCAUCAAAACUAAACAUGUCAAUAAAACAGUAGAAAAUGUCAACAUUUAUUAAUCAUUAGAUGAACAAAAUAAUUCUUGUUGAACAACUUAAUAAUUAUAUUUCUAAGACACAUCAAGUUGUCAGAACACAUCAUUAAAACAUUUCUUUUUCACUCUGUGUGUUCCUUAUGUCAUCAAAGAGCACAGAGAUGUUUUUCGAAAAACAAGGUCAGCGCUGUGAAAUUAUUCUGGUGUGCCGUUAUACUUUUAUGUAAGAAAUGACCCAAGGACGCUUUGCAUUCUGCAGCUAUGAAAAGCAAGCUCUCUCUCUCUCUAGUUUUCAAACAUGUGGAAGGAUUUGUAUUAUGAUAUUAAAAAAUGGAGUAAAGUAAAGUAAUAGUUCAAGUAUGAAAAUAUUGUUAGUAAAAUAUAUAUAUCAAUAUGUGUAUCAAUGAUAAGAAUUUUAUUUCUUCUGUGCCAAUAUGAAAAUAUUAUCCCAAUUCCUAAUUUUUGCUCCUCGUCCUCUUCAUGUUUUCAUUAUUUUUAAUAGAAAUUUGAAAAAAUUGUUUUAGGUAUACUAACUGCCUGUUAUUGAAAAUAAAAAUAAAAAACAUGCAUUAAAAAAGAUUCACAAAUUUUCAAUGUACAGUAUUCUAAAAGGACUAGAAUCUGAUUUAAAUCAUAUAUUUCAUAAAUUAAGAUAAUGCAUGAUUAAAACUUACAUUAAAAUUACAAAAAUAUUGGUCUGUUUUCAAUAUACACUGAGGAGCAGAAGUAUUUGCACCCCUUAUGAUUUUGCAGGUUCAACCACUUAGAAAAUAGGAAGAGGUCUGAAAUUUCAAUCAUAGAUGCAUUUCCACUUAUCGAGACAUAAUCUAAAAAAAAGAAAUCCGGGACUCACAUUGUAUGAUUUUUCAAUGAUUUAUUUGUAAUUUACUGGGGUUCAUAGGUAUUUGUACCCCUGAAAAAUCAGUGCUAAUAUUUAGUGCAAAAGCCUUUGUUUGCAUUUACAGAGGUCAGACGCUUUCUGUAGUUCUUCACCAGGUUUUCACAGAUGGAAACAAGGAUUUCGGCCCAUUCCUCCACACAAAUAUUUUCUAGAGCUGUCAGGUUUCGAGGCUGUCGUUGAGAAACACGAAGUUUCAACUCCAUCCAAAGAUUUUCUAUUGGAUUGAGGUCUGGAGACUGGCUAGGCCUCUCCAGAACCUUCACAUGCUUUUUAGGUGGCACUCCUUGGUCAACUUGGCUGUGUGCACACGGGCCUAGGCUUCAACUUUUUUUCCAUUAAGGUCCCAUAUUAUUUGAAUUUAAAAAAGAAGCUAAAAAAUACAUCUUAACCAGGGGUGCCAAUAUUUAUGGAGGGCACUGUAUAUGAAUUUCAGACGUUUGUCUAUGGAAUGUUUGGCUGUGCGUUCCCCCUUCACAAACGACAUGUACCUAAGCGAGGUGACGUCAUCGUGACAUCACGCCGACUUCCUCCAUUCUAAACUGUCAUGACUGAAUGGAAGGUAAGAAGGCCAAAUCAAUCCAUACCAGUGACUAUAGAUAAUGUUGCAAAUAGUGUUAAUUCAGUACGUGACACAGAUGGAUUCGGACCACAAAUAGGAUGUCUUGCUCAUGUAGUAAACCUAGCUGCUAAGAGAGUUGUAGCAAUCAACAGUGUGCCCCGCCUCACUUUACAAACAGUCAAGAUUGUUCUCAGCACUUUUAUAUAAAAUUUCUUCAGAUCAUUAAGAAGUAAGCACAUAAAUAUUAUGCACUAAAAUGCAUUUUUAUAUGAUGGCAAUUCAAUUUUUGCUCGUUAGCAAAAA